UUUGGUACAGAGGGUAGCACCCCUGGCCAUGCAGACUACAGUACUACCCAUCACUGAUGGAACGUAUAAUAUUGUAUUUUACAGUAGUAAAUGUGGAAGUUAUGCGUAAUUUCUUUAUUAAAUUUGCAAUAAUCAUUGGCUGUAAUUGAAAAUGGUUAGUUUGCUAGUUUCAAGUUUUCGAAGCCUGUCUACAUUUCAAUCUUAUGAUGCAAGAAAAGAACGACGUGUGUUGUGAACUCAAAAAGAAUAGUCAAAUUGUGGAAAAACUUGAAUUUUAAAUGGAGAGUUCAAAUGAAGAAAAGCAAACUGAGUCCGAUGAAUAUGAUGAUAAAAAUAGACAUAAUGAACAAUUUGGUAUUGAAUUAUUUGACAAUUCACAAACCAAUUUUGAAAAGGAAAAUUCGAAAAUUAUAAAACAUAGUGCAGCAGUUAAUUCUACAACAAUGAUUGUGGAAGAUGUUCAAGAGGUUUUUCAAGAUGAUGAGGGAGAUGAAGAAAGGUGUUCAGAUGAAGAUGAUAUGCAUAAUAUUGAAAGCAAGGUUGAAGAAUCAUCCGCCUCUACUACAAAUUCUUCUGAUGAAGAUUCAGAAACAAGUUCCAAUGAUAAAACUGAUCCAAAAAAUAAAACUCCGGAAGUAUUACAAACCUCUGAAAAAUUGAAGAAUGAUGUUGAGAGUAACACAAAAAAUGACGACACAACAGACGACAGUGACAUUGAAGAUGAUUUAGUAUCUGCAAUUAAUUAUAACACUAUCACUUCCUUGACUGCAUUGAAAGAUAUGCUUCAGUCAUCAGGUGAAGAUUCUGAUGGAGUCGAUAGUUUUUUUCACCAUUACUUUUUAUCUCACGUUAAUCGUCUCCCAUCUAGAAAUCAAACACACAGUCCGUAUCCAUGGGGGAGGAGAUUAUCGGAAUGUCGAGAGGAGGAUGAAUAUGAAACAGAAGAAGGAAAAAAUGCAGAAUGUCCGGAAGGAAAGGAUAUAAAUUUAAAACAGAGCAAGAAAGAAUUAUUGAGUUCUCAAGAAUCGCAGGAUCAUACAUCGGAAAGUAUUCCUUCUAAAACAACGAGUCCUUUAUCUUCAGAAAAUUCCAGUUCCGAAAAAAUUGAUCAAAAAUCGAAUCAAACAACAUCGAGUACAUCGGAACCAAAAACGUUGCCUACUACUUCAAGAUUCACAACAUCAACAGUGACUUCACCAACAGCUACUAAGCCUCCAUUACGUCGAAGACACACCACUGGACCAGGAAUGACGUUUCCUGCAACCGAUCCUCCCACAUACUCCAACAGUAUGACAUUCUUAAAAACAAGCCCAUUGCCAAGUCCUCACCUUGACAAGCGCUUUUUUGAUUCAAGUUUAAUUGAGAUGAAAAGUCAAGCUAGCAGUUCUAGUACUCUUGACUAUGAUUCGACGGAAGAAGUUUGGGUUCGCAGAAUUGACUUGGGUCAAGACAAGAGACGAAAGGAACUUGGUUCUCAACCUUUGCCAACGAUUGUAACUGAGGAUGCUGAUAAUACUUAUCAAUUUUCUCAAGAUCAGAAUCAUAGACCACGAGCUGGAACUUGGAGUUCUCAUUCACGAAAUAUUAGAAAACCAUCCUCGGGCAGUGCUCCUAAUUCAGGAAAAUCAACACCUUUGCCACAACAAUUAGAAUCCACAUCAAAUUCUGUAAAUUCUAAUAAAGGAUCAAAAAAAUUUACUGGAACACGUUCCGGAUAUCGUAGUAAUAGCGCAGAACGUAGAAAAAGUGGAAGUGAUGAAACUGCUAGUCCCACACGCAAAUCUGCACUUUUUGAUGCUUUUCGACCAAGAAGUAAAUCAGAUGCUAGUAAAACUAGAAAACCCAGUAUUAUAGCAAAUAUGAAAAACGUUAUGCAGCAUUCACUAUAUAGGAAUGCACUUGGAAGUUCAUCUGUAGAUAUCAAUACUGAUCAUAAGGAAAAUAAAGACCACAAUUCAAGACCUAGAGCUGGAUCUGAAAGCAGCAGAAACCCUGUUAGUAAAGUCAUGGACCUCAUUAGGCAUCGUAGUCAUAGUGCUCUUAGUUCAGAUGAUAAAAGGAAAGCAAGAACAGCAGCUCAACAUCAGUCACAUUUAACAAGUCAUAGUGCCCUAAGGAGAAGCUCUUUGGAUCCAGGAACAAGGAGAUUAUCUCUUGGAACUCCCGUAGCUCCUCAUAGAGCUGCUGAUGCUUGUUUGGAUCCAGUCCAUGCUGCUAUACUCUUUAGGGAUGCUCGUGGAUUGCCAGUGGUUGAUCCUUUUCUAGAAAAAGUCUCUCUUUCUGAUCUUGAAGAAGAUGAAACACAAAUUUUUGUCAAGUUUUUCAAGUUUCACAAAUGUUACGAUCUUAUCCCAACUAGUGCAAAGCUCGUUGUCUUCGACACACAUCUACUUGUUAAGAAAGCUUUUUUCGCUCUUGUUUAUAAUGGUGUAAGAGCAGCACCUUUGUGGGACAGUUCUCGACAACAAUUUGUAGGAAUGUUAACUAUAACGGACUUUAUAAAAAUUCUUCAAAUGUAUUAUACUAGUCCAUCAGUUACAAUGGACGAAUUGGAAGAGCAUGAACUUGAUACAUGGCGAAAAGUAUUAAAGGAUCAAGUACAUCCAUUAGUUAGUAUAGGCCCUGAUGCUUCACUUUAUGAAGCUAUUAAAACAUUAAUACAAAACAGAAUUCACCGUUUGCCUGUGAUAGAUCCUGAUACUGGAAAUGUUUUGUACAUUUUAACUCAUAAGAGAAUUUUAAGAUUUCUUUUUCUUUAUAUUAAUGAAUUGCCUAAACCAUGUUUUGUGAAUAAAACUUUGAAAGAAUUGAGAAUUGGUACGUUUGACAAUAUUGAAACGGCAACUGAAGAAACUAGUAUAAUUUUGGCUUUAAAAAAAUUUGUUGAAAGGCGAGUCUCUGCUUUGCCAAUCAUAGACACUGAAGGAAAAUUAGUUAAUAUUUAUUCAAAAUUCGAUGUUAUUAAUUUAGCAGCAGAGAAGACGUACAAUAAUUUGGAUGUUUCACUUCGCGAAGCAAAUGAGCACAGGAAUGAGUGGUUUGAAGGUGUUCAAAGCUGUAAAUUAGAUGAAACUUUAUUCACUGUUAUGGAAAAAAUUGUGAGAGCAGAAGUUCAUAGGUUGGUUGUAGUCGAUGACGAUGAUAAAGUGAUUGGCAUAAUAUCUUUGUCGGAUUUGCUUUUUCACCUUGUUCUCAGACCCUGCGGGGAAGAAAAUGGCAGUAGUAAAGGCAGUAAUAUAUCCUUGCGUGCACAAGAUUCAGUAACACCAAAGGGUUCUAGCUGUGCCCAUUCAGAGUCGUCUCUUGAUGAUGUUCAAAUAGAAACAGGUCAUGAUACUCUUGUCAGUCAAUCUCAAGAAUCAUCAUGGCGUGAAGUUACUGUUUCAGAAGGCGAAUGAACCAAAGUUGGUUUUUGUAGGUUUAUCUGCUUGUUCCUUUCCCAGCGAUCCAAAUUAUUAUGCGCAAUAAUAUAUUUCUUCCGAGAAUUUUGUCACUUUGUAUUCUCAAAUUUUAAAGCUUUAAAUCUACAAUUGUUUUAGUUAAAAUUAAAAAGAACAUACAAAGAAAAAUAUAGUGAAUCUAUUUGUUUUUAUAA
Leptopilina heterotoma is the source of this 3595-nucleotide messenger RNA. It is a transcript of the gene SNF4Agamma, whose product is annotated as dentin sialophosphoprotein. The transcript has 17 exons. The coding region runs from base 279 to 3398 and encodes 1039 amino acids. The record is from RefSeq and is a predicted model, not a curated record. NCBI's taxonomy places the organism in Eukaryota, Metazoa, Arthropoda, Insecta, Hymenoptera, Figitidae.